CACAUGUCUUUGCACAUUGUUUUGCACGGCCACAGUUAGCUUUGAUUGAUUAAAAGCACGGCGUUCAUUAAAAAAAAAAAUCUUGAUCUGUUAAAAUCCCGAAUUAAAGGACCCACAGAAACGUCUUGUAAACGGGUGGAGGCACCUGGAGUAGGGACCUGGUGACAGCUAAUUGGAACCUGAGCUGCAGAUCUGACGUUUUUGGACCGCUAAACCGCCGCUGGAGAAACCAUGGACCCCACGCUGGAUUACAACAUACUGAGAGAUGAUCUCCUAAACCUUCACAUGGUCUGAUAAUUAAAAGUAUUAGAAUGCACUUGACUGUCAUUCUGCCAUGAAAUUGAUAUCCCUGGCCGUUCGCAGGCCGGGCAUUGUGUGGGUUAGUGCCCUGAUGUCCUGCCUGCUGAUCUUAAGGCUGUUGACCCCGAGGAGUUCCCUUCUGCUGACGCUGCUGGACUUCCCUGACCAAUUAAAUGAAGGGAUCUCAGGGGUCAGGAGCACUGGGAUAGAUUUUGAGUCGCUUCUCCGGAUGGACCGGGAUACGUUUCCGUUCUGCAGGAGGGGGCUGGUCGUGAUGAUUUUGGUGACGUCCGCUCCCUGGCACGCAGCGCGCAGGGCUGCGAUUCGGCAAACCUGGGCGAAUAAACAUCCGGACCGCAGUGACCACCCCUGGCAGGUGCUGUUUCUGAUUGGCCAGCGGCAGGAAGAUGGCGUUUCGGAGGACAUCCAGCGAGAGCAGCGAGCGUUCGGGGACGUGCUGGUGGGAAACUACGCCGACAGCUACCGCAACCUGACCCUGAAGGUCAUGCACGGUCUGAGGUGGGCCGCGGAACACUGCCAGCCGCGCUUCGUCCUGAAGACGGACGACGACUGCUUCGUCAACACCGACUACCUGCCCCGCUUCCUGGCGGAGUUUGGCGGCGUGGAGACCGGGCUCUACGCGGGGUCCCUGUUCGCCGCGGGGAAGCGGCAGGUCAUCAGGGACCCGGUCAGCAAGUGGUACGUGUCGCGGGAGGACUUCCGCGAAGACGAGUACCCGCCCUACGCCAGCGGCGUGGGGUACGUCCUCUCGGCGGACGUGGUGCUCCGCAUCCUGAAGGCGGCGGAGACGGUGCCCCCUGUGCCCAUGGAGGACGCGUACGUGGGCAUCCUGGCGAAGGAGGCCGGCGUUCCCGUCAUGUUGAGCGGUCGCUUCACCAAGAACAACGUCAACUGGAGGGUGUGCAACUACAGGUACCUCCUGGUCAUCCAUCACCUGGGUGUCCCCGAGCUGAAGGUAGCUCAGGAAAACAUGAUUAAGGCCAGGACUGCCUGCUCCCGAACAAAGGAAAUCAGGAGCUGGAAAUGAAGCGCGCCUCCCUCGCCAUCGGUUUCACAUGCCCCGGUGCCUGCUGGGGGUCUGCGCCGGGCUCCUCCCUCUCCUGUUUUAGACUCUUAUUUCCCAGGUGCCCGGGCGAAGAAUGGUGAUUACAUAGCUGUUUCUGAGGCUCUGUCGGAACCCCCCCUGGGCUCUCUCUCUCUCUCUCUCUCUCUCUCUCUCUCGGCUCCGAGCACGAGGGAUCUCAGUUCGCUGAGAAACGUCCUAAACUAAUAAGGCCAGAUGUGUGCCUGUGUCAUGUGUGUGUUUUUCCCCUCACCACGGGAUUGGAAACAUGACACGCUGAAUUACUAGGACAAAAUACAGAGAUGCGGGUUUGUUUUUGCCAACUGAUAUUUAAAAAAAAUGUUUUUACA
This is a messenger RNA of Conger conger (European conger), 1734 nucleotides long. Its product is annotated as beta-1,3-galactosyltransferase 5-like. Gene Ontology annotation, molecular function: N-acetyl-beta-D-glucosaminide beta-(1,3)-galactosyltransferase activity. NCBI's taxonomy places the organism in Eukaryota, Metazoa, Chordata, Actinopteri, Anguilliformes, Congridae. Bases 335 to 1348 code for a protein of 337 amino acids. Gene Ontology annotation, cellular component: membrane. The transcript has 2 exons. The record is from RefSeq and is a predicted model, not a curated record.